Alligator sinensis (Chinese alligator) is the source of this 1985-nucleotide messenger RNA. RefSeq names its product Rho family GTPase 2 (gene RND2). Gene Ontology annotation, biological process: small GTPase-mediated signal transduction. Lineage: Eukaryota; Metazoa; Chordata; Crocodylia; Alligatoridae. The transcript has 5 exons. The record is from RefSeq and is a predicted model, not a curated record. Gene Ontology annotation, molecular function: GTPase activity; GTP binding. The coding region runs from base 35 to 718 and encodes 227 amino acids.
GGCUGCGCCGCGAUGCGGGGCGCGUAGCGGCACAAUGGAGAGCCAGCUGGCUCGCUGCAAGAUCGUGGUGGUGGGGGACACCCAGUGCGGCAAGACUGCGCUGCUGCACGUCUUCGCCAAGGACUGCUACCCCGAGAACUAUGUGCCCACCGUGUUCGAGAACUACACGGCCAGCUUCGAGAUCGAGAAGCAGCGCAUCGAGCUCAACAUGUGGGACACGUCCGGCUCUGCCUACUACGACAACGUCCGCCCCUUGGCCUACCCUGAUUCGGAUGCUGUGCUCAUCUGCUUUGACAUCAGCCGCCCAGAGACUCUGGACAGUGUGCUCAAGAAGUGGCAAGGGGAGACCCAGGAGUUCUGCCCCAAUGCGAAGAUUGUGCUGGUUGGCUGCAAGCUGGACAUGCGGACAGAUCUGAACACCCUGCGGGAGCUCUCCAAGCAGCGCCUCAUCCCUGUCACACAUGAGCAGGGCAGCAUGUUGGCACGGCAGAUCGGGGCAGUGGCUUACGUCGAGUGCUCCUCCAAGGUCUCGGAGAACAGCGUGCGUGAUGUUUUCCAUGUGACCACGCUGGCUUCAGUCAACAGGAUGCACAAGAACCUGAAACGCAGCAACUCCAAGCGGGGACUGAAGCGGGCCUCUCAGAUGCCUGGCAGGACGGACUUGUUGAAUGACACGGAGAUCAGGAAAGACCGAGCCAAAAGCUGCUCCAUUAUGUGAAAAAUGGGCUGUAAAUAACAUGUGUGUUGUUCAUUUUGUACAGUAACUGGCCUAGACUAGGGCAUGGUGCUGGCGUCUCAAGCCAACCUGCCUCUCCAAGGCCUUUCCUUCCAUCUCUAGGUCAGAUAAAAGGCCCUCACUGCAAACCAGGGUGCAUCUGUCACACCCCCACCAUGGAGACUUCUGGAUCAGCUGUUGCUGUGCUGAUUGCUAGGGGUAAAGGAGCCACUUGGCAAAGGAGUAUUCAGGUGCUGGAAAGUAUGUGAUUAGGCAUAGCAAUGGGGGGCACAAGUCUGUGUAUGUGCCUCUCUUCUAUACACGUAGCCCCGCUCCAUGUGUCUGCAGCUACAGGUGUGUGUGUGUGUGUGUGUGUGUGUGUGUAUAUUCUGUCACGCACAUUGGAGGGAGAGGUUGAGGCACUUGGAAAGGAGGGUUGGGAAGUGGGUGGUACUGCCAGUGGCCAUAUGUGAUUUAAGAGGGGAAAAAAAAUAAUAUUCCAAUUUACUUGAUGCUUGUCCUCCUAAAGGUAAGUCAGCAUUGGCCCAAAUGAGCAGAGCACCCACUAAAAGGUGACUGGCUCUGGCAGGGUCACCACUGAAAAGGGAGUGGGGGUGGCCUUGUUCAAAGCACUUGGAAAGGAGGGUUCUCUGGGGUAGCUUUAACACAGUGGGACACCAGGAUAGUCAGCCCCUGGCAGAGCACACAGAUUGCAUAUCAUAUCAAAACACAGUCCUCUGUCAACAAUGGUGAUAUAAGGGUGGGUAGGAAAGAGCAGUUUUUGGUAACUAUCCUAUAAAUUUUGGUUCCCUUUGAAGCAGGUGCUAUUCAGGAGUGUGUCAUAGCACCGAUUACCAGGCUAGUAACCAGACUGCUCUCAGCUAGGAGCAACUAUACCCACCAGAUGCCCAGCUUCUGAUAAGGCAAACUGCAGUAACUAUCCAAAUCCGGUUCUCCAACCAUUUCCUGCCCAGGUCAUGUUGCAUGGUGCCUGUGUGUGUCUGGCUUGAAUAAACAGAAAGCAAACUUGUGCCUAGUCUCUACUGCAACAGCAGGAAGGCUGGAGUUCCCUUCCCUGCUCACCAUGCUGUAAAAGGCCUGCUACUACCACCUCUCAUUGCUUCUAAUACUGCCUUUUCUAGUGCCUCUGACUACAGUCUUAACCUGGACUCUGUCAAAUAGACACUUUAAGGAAUAACCUGUUCCAUUUUCUGGGCCCAGCUGUGUCAGGAGGUUAUAGGAACCUAAUAAACAACAUCAAUACACAAUG